GGCCUCGCCUUGUUCAUCCUUCAUCCUCAUUCUCUAUCCUCUCCUCACUCUCUCGGUUCAACAAUGGCGCAACCUUUAGUAGCAGCACCGUCUUCAUCUUCCAUAACUUCACCAAUUCCCAGAAAACUAUGUUCCUCUCUCCUCACACCUUCCUCCUUAAGCUUAUCCUCUAACCCCAGAAACUCCCUCCAAUUUCUCAACAGCAAACUUUUUCUCUCUCCUCCUUCCACUUCUCACAGACGUCUUUCCAUUGUCGCCAUGGCUCCUAAACCCGGAAAAGCUAAAAAGGUGAUUGGAGUAAUUAAACUGGCGUUGGAGGCUGGAAAAGCGACACCGGCACCACCAGUGGGACCUGCGCUGGGUUCAAAGGGUGUGAAUAUAAUGGCGUUUUGCAAGGAUUAUAAUGCUAGAACUGCUGAUAAACCCGGUUUCGUUAUUCCUGUUGAGAUCACCGUUUUUGAUGAUAAAAGUUUUACUUUCAUUUUGAAGACUCCACCUGCAUCUGUUCUUCUUCUGAAGGCUUCAGGUGCGGAAAAAGGAUCAAAGGAUCCACAAAUGGAAAAAGUGGGGAAGAUCACGAUCGACCAACUACGAGGAAUCGCCACUGAAAAGUUGCCUGACUUGAAUUGCACAACCAUUGAAUCAGCAAUGAGAAUUAUUGCAGGAACUGCUGCCAACAUGGGAAUCGAUAUCGAUCCUCCUAUCCUCGUCAAGAAGAAAAAAGAAGUUAUCUUCUAAGUAAAUUUUCCCCAAUUCUCCAUCAUGUAGUCAAUUUAUAUAGGUUAUUUAAAAGUUAUUUGUAAUUGAUUCUUUUAAGUUGCUGUAUAAUUCGGCUUGUUACAUUGGUCAAGAUAUAUUAGAGCCAGCCAUUUUGUAA
Messenger RNA from Spinacia oleracea (spinach), 877 nucleotides. NCBI's taxonomy places the organism in Eukaryota, Viridiplantae, Streptophyta, Magnoliopsida, Caryophyllales, Amaranthaceae. The record is from RefSeq and is a predicted model, not a curated record.